Messenger RNA from Lates calcarifer (barramundi perch), 1230 nucleotides. RefSeq names its product glutathione peroxidase 8 (putative) (gene gpx8). Gene Ontology annotation, molecular function: glutathione peroxidase activity. The transcript has 3 exons. Bases 83 to 715 code for a protein of 210 amino acids. Gene Ontology annotation, biological process: response to oxidative stress. NCBI's taxonomy places the organism in Eukaryota, Metazoa, Chordata, Actinopteri, Centropomidae. The record is from RefSeq and is a predicted model, not a curated record.
CGCUGCUCCCUCCUCCGGUCCGCCCCAAGACUUUAGACAGGAGCCCCUCUCACCAACUUCGGUUUGUUCUUCCCCCUCCAAGAUGGAGGCCUUAGGGGGCUACCCUGCCAAGUCCUCUAACCCAAAAGCUAAAAAGUUAAGGGUGUUAUUUAGCAUGACAGUCGGUGUGGGCUGUUUAUUCCUCCUGCAGACCCAGCUGGUGAAGCCGAGAAAACCGAAGGAUUUUUAUUCUUUCGAGGUCAAAGACGCGAAGGGGAGGUCGGUUUCCCUGGAGAAGUACCGAGGAAAAGCGUCUCUGGUUGUAAACGUGGCGAGUCACAGCGAACAGACGGAGGCGAACUACAGGUCACUGCAGGAGCUCCACCGGGAGCUGGGCACAUCUCACUUUAACGUCCUGGCCUUCCCCUGCGGCCAGUUCGGGGACACCGAGACCGGGAACAGCCGGGACAUCGAGGCUUUCGCCAAGUCCACCUACGGUGUUACUUUCCCCUUCUUCAGUAAAAUCAAAAUAAUGGGCUCAGAGGCGGACCCUGCCUUCAAAUUCCUCACAGAUUCUGUUAAGAAAAUUCCCAAGUGGAACUUCUGGAAGUUUUUGGUGGACCCAGAGGGAAAGGUGGUUCGGUUCUGGCGAACCGACGAGCCCAUGGAAAGUGUUCGUCAAGAGGCCACAGCGCUGGUGCGAGAAAUCAUCCUAAAGAAACGGGUGGAGCUAUGAUGGAGCUUAUUGAUAGAUACUGGACACACCGCUGGGUUGUGUCUGGGUUUCCUGCACUUUGACAGUCAGGAAUAACAAGUGGUUGACUGUGAACUGUUUCAGUGAGCGUGGUUGGGUGAUGUCACUGCUCUAGACACGUGCAAGAUGAAAAGAUCAAGUAGUUUCAGCCACAAAGGCAGCGAAAGUCAUGCAAGGCUAGUCAGAAUGUGUGUGUAUUUGUCAGAGUUUGAGUUUGUCUGUGUGUAAUCGGGACCAUCCUGUGGUGAAUAAUGACAGGGAUGAUGAACAUUCCUUAUAAUGACCACUGCUGCAGCUGAAGGAUUGUUUAGUCUUUGAAGUGUUGGAUUUUUACACCUUUAAUUUUGCUUAGUCUGUCUGUACUUUCUAAUGUUUACAUUAAAUUCCAUUUUCUUAAGGUGAAGCAUACCAUUUUAGACCAUUUUGACUGAUUUGAGCCCAGCAAAUUGUGAAACAUCCAUCCAACAAUAAAAUUAUCUCGUCAUUAUCUGAUUGUA